Molecule: messenger RNA, 1809 nt
Organism: Mycena indigotica
Lineage: Eukaryota; Fungi; Basidiomycota; Agaricomycetes; Agaricales; Mycenaceae
Exons: 5
Coding region: 1-1809 (602 amino acids)
Molecular function (GO): protein binding
Source: RefSeq, a predicted model, not a curated record
AUGCCUGCAAAAUACUCGCAUGUAAAAAAGCGCGCCGCUACCACCCCAGUCAAGAAGUCACCCAGCAAGAAAACGUUGCCCACACAGCAAGUGGAGCGCCCAAUCCCUUUGUCUCCAGUUACCAAACUUGAGCGGGCUAUAGCCAGGAUCAUCCUACUCCGCUAUGAGCAGGACAUUGCGAGGUUGUUCUCCACCCGGCUUUACAGUAUCGCCCUCGUCCACCUCCCAACGUUUGUCAUCCGCUGUGCAGCGCUGGGAGGUCCGGGCUGGGCUGCCUACAACGCAGACACAGACGAGAUUAAAGACUUCUUUCGGGCGGCCAUUGGUAUGGAUAUGCGACAGGCUGGGGAAAGGGUAGCGACCAAGAGCGUUUUGUGGUCAUACACUGCCUUUCGACACUUUGCCAUGUCCAAUAAUAUCCACGUCUGCCAAAAGCGCGGUUUACAUUCCAAUCGACUGUUACCACAUUACGACGCCGUCAAAAGCCACCUUGAAUCGCUUGAAGCAAUGCCCCCUCCCGCAUUCGCGAAGCCGCCACAUCUUGGGUCGCUCGAGGAAGGCGAAAUUGCAUUAGAACAAGCUUGCGAAGCGAAAUAUGCAUCUAUAUGGGGACCGAAGAAUGAAUGGUGUCCCAAAUUACGGCUGGGUUAUGAAAAGCUCUCGCAAACCCUCUGGAGAGUGGCGCGGGAGUUUGACGUUCGUGGGUAUGGCACCGUUUUACGGGACAAGUUAACGACGAAAUGGUGCGACUGUGGAUGCUCCACCGACCAUUUGGGCGAGGUUUGCGAGAGAACUGUUAGAGAAGAUGAGGAGGAAAAUGGUGUUCGUUUGGGCAAACAGAGAGAAUGGGACGGGCGCGGCAGUGGUGUUUUUGGCUGGGACACAGACGAGGAAGAGGAUAUUUGGGAAAUAUCACUGGAUUUCGGUGGUCCCGAGUUUGGUUUGGAGCCCCUUCCGGAGAAUGAAGAUAACUUCGAAAACGAUAUGACGAUUGGGGAACUGAUGGAAUGGCGUUUUGUCAAAGCCGAGCGAAAAAAGGAGGAGGGCAACGUUGCCUUCCGCAAAGGCGACUACCUCUCUGCUGUCCAACACUACCAAGCUGCAUAUGACAUUGAACCCGAGCUUCCUCAUUAUCAACUCAAUCUUGCGGCGGCAAACUUGAAGCUUUCCAACUGGAUCGCUGCAGAAGCGGCUUGCACCAAAGCGCUUAGUCAGCACCAUAGCGUCAAAGGGUACUUUCGUCGGGCCAAGGCGCGGAAAAUGCUAGGUCGGGAUGAGGAGGCUAUUCGCGAUCUUCGUGCAAUAUUGAAGUUGCAACCCACGAACGUGGAUGCAAUCCAAGAGCUGGUUUUGCUCCUUCCUCCUGCACCAUCCGAGACAUUAUCGUCAUCUACGUCGUCCAUAAACCCAUCCGGCGAACGAUUAGGCAUCGUCAAAACCAAAAAACCAAAACCUCUUCCAUUUGCCCGAACUGGGUUGGAUGACAGACGACUGAAGUUUGUUCACGUUCCAACACCAGCAGCCGACCCGAGUUUACUUGGGUCUUGUCCGCACCAUACUCAUGUUUGCGAACACGGUCACCACCAUCAUCAUCAUGGACAUAGUCAUAAGGAGAAGGACAAGGAGAAAGGGAAGAGUAGGGGGACAACACUGGCCGCAGCUGGUAUUGGCAGCGCAAGUAAACGGGAAAAAGAACAAGCAUUGGAAGCCGAGAUGUUGAGGGUUCUCGAGGCAAUGAAGGUCGACAACCUAACGCUGUCGAUCGUCGCUCCAGGCUGGGAUCGUUAUGUGGUUCGCAGGGCGGAUUAA